AUGUUUACAGAUCAGUUUGAUUUUAUAGUGGCUGACUUGUGGAAAGGGGUGACUUAUGAGGUUGAUAGUCUUACCACGCCUAUUUCACAUGAGAUUAAGCAGUUUAUUCGUGGUCUGAGAUAUCCUAGUUUGACUGAGUUGAAGCUACAGUGGGAGUGGUGGCCUGCAGCAACAAAAAAGUAUAGUGCAAAUGAGGAUUAUAGAUGGUUAUUAGAGAAAACCUUAAAUUGGAAUGCCAAUAAUAACUGGAACUGGUUGUGGAAUACAAAGAUUCUAGAGAAGUUCAAAUUUACUGUGUGGCUUGGCUUACAUGAUGCUCUACCAACUGAGACCUUUCGAUUCAAGCGACAUUUAGCUUCUUCAGAUAUGUGUAAGAGAUGUAGUAACAAGGCGCAAGAAACUAUGGAACAUUGCCUUAGAGACUGUGAACGAUCAAAGGCAAUUUGGCAUAUGUUUGAUCCUAGUAUCCUGGACUCGACGGCUGGUACUGCUCCUGAAGAGUGGUUUCGGAAGGUCUUGGCUGACAAUGAGGCGUUUUUUGGUGCAGGGUUUUGGUGGGUAUGGAGACAUAAGUGCAAUGACAUAUUCAAUACUGACAACCUUUGGACAAACCAUAAGGUUGUUGCCUUAGCCAGAAUUACCGCCAAGGACUUACAGGUUUAUAGGAAUCGAAACAGUGCCUUUAGAACUCUUAUUGCAAGGCUCUUUGCUGGUGUCACCACCAUUAAAGCUUCAUAUGCAGAGCUGCAAAUGGCUCAGCAACCUUACAACAAUGAAGCAAUUCAGAAAGCUGAUCAAGCUGUUGUUGAUGAACUCAUUUCCAUCUCUGAGUUGAAGAAAAGGUUCUUGAAGAAAGAACUUAACAUUUCAUCACCACAAGUGACUCUCAUGCUUGCAGAGGUUCAAGAACAACAAAGCCUAAUGAAGACCUUUGGAAUCACCAUUCAAAAUCUCCAAUCUUUGGUUGAUACCAAAGAUUCUGAAAUCUCAUCACUGAAGAAACAGCUUCAUGAGUACACUGCAUUCAACAAAUCACUUGAGAAGAAGCUACACUCAAGUGGUUCAUUAUCAAAGUUCGAGAGUCUUCAUCUUUCAGCACUUAACACAACACACUUCAUCCAUUUUCUUCAACAUACUCUAAGCUCAAUGAAGAGCUUCACCAAGUUGAUGAUCAAAGAAAUGGAAUCAUCAAAUUGGGAUUUAGAACUAGCAGCCAAAUGUAUCCAACCAGAUGCAGUUUUUAUCAAACAAAGCCAUCGAUGCUAUGCAUUUGAAUCCUUUGUAAACAUGACAAUGUUUGAAGGCUUCAAUGUUCCAAGUGAACCACUUCAGAAACACCAUAACAGAAACCUUUACUUGGAAAACUUCAAGAGGCACAAAUCUCUGAACACAAAACACUACUUAUCAGCACACGAUCCAAACUCAUCGUUUGCCAGAUUCUUGAAAUCCAAGUACCUUCAAGUGGUUCAUGAAAAAAUGGAGUGUUCCUUCUUUGGAAACCUUAACCAUAGGAAGCUACUCAAACUCAACAAUGGAGGUGUCCCAGAUUCAGCUUUCUUCGUUGCUUUUGCGGAGAUGGCAAAGCGUGUGUGGUGUUUGGACUGUUUGGCACUUUCUUUAGAUGAAGAUGUCAGAAUUUUUCAGGUGAAGAAGAACACUAGAUUCUCUGAGGCCUACAUGGAAUGUGAAGCAGAAAAAGUAGUUUCAACCUCCUCAGAGGAAGUUACUGAUUCCGAUUCCGGCGAGCUUCGGGUGGGUUUCACGGUGGUUCCAGGUUUUAUGAUUGGAAAAAGUGUUAUACAGAGCCAGGUUUACCUUUCUCCAGUGAGUUAGAAUGCAUAUAUUUGGUCUCAAAAGUCAAAGUAGGGUUCUUCACACACUCUGCCUCAAAUUUCCUUUCUUUUUCUUUUACUUUCUUAAAUUUGUUUAUGGUAUGGUGCAAUUACUUUGUAGCUUAAAUUAUUAGCAAUAUCAAGUGUAUAUUGUAAUGAGUAAUGAGUAAUGUUUCGCAAACUUUUGUUCUAGUA
Molecule: messenger RNA, 2027 nt
Organism: Arachis ipaensis
Lineage: Eukaryota; Viridiplantae; Streptophyta; Magnoliopsida; Fabales; Fabaceae
Source: RefSeq, a predicted model, not a curated record